AUUCGUUCGUGUAUAUAAACAGUAGUGAAGGAAUAGCAUUGAAUUUUCGAAAGUCUCUGUCGCAAUCGUAUUCGUACGAACAUUCACAAUGUUACUCGCAUCGAUUUUAAUCUUCGUCGCCAUUAACGGUGUCAAUUGCGAAAUAACACAAAGCAACGGUGAUGCUGAUAUCACAAAGUAUCCAUGUGUUGUAUCGAUUAGAAGUAAUAGGCAAACAUAUAUGUUCCGGUGCUAUACUAGACGAGCAUCAUAUCAUCACGUCAGAUCGAUGCGUUCCACCGCUCAAACAUGCCUGGAAUGUCAUGAACAAUUUUAUCAUCGUCAGUGGCACGAGCAGUCUUAAACCGGGCGGUAUCCGUAGAUUUGUUAAAGAAACGUUCUCGCAAAAUCAUCACGUUAAUCCAAUUGACAAUGACGUCAUUAGCAGCUUUGGCGUGCUUAAACUGUCAAAACCACUUCAAUUUAGUGAAAAGGUGCAACCAAUUUCAUUAUCCGAAACAGAAGUGCCAGUGGGUGCAAAGUUACAGAUGGUUAGUUGGAUGAUAACUGAUCGUCAAGGGAAAGAAACUACAAAUCUAAAGGAAGUAACGUUAACAACAAUAAACUCUGAAGAAUGCCAGUCAUUCCACGAGAAAGAACUCUCUGAUUCUGAAUUUUGUACAAGAGGAGAAUCCGAAAGUGACUAUUGCAAGGGUGACAGCGGCAGCCCUCUGAUUUAUGAAGGCAAGCUUGUCGGUGUAGCUUCUUAUGGUAUUUCAUGCAUUGAAACUCCAGUUCCGGAUGUUCAUGCCAAAAUAAAUAAAAAUCUUGAAUACUUCAACGAAAUUACAUCAUAAAAAGAAUAUAUUCAUUCUCUAUUUUCAGCUCUUAAUUUAAAUACAAAGUUUACAGAUAAUUAAUAUUCAUAGAUAAUUUUUUAAGAAAAAAUGAAAUAAACCAGUAAACUAUAUUCGUACAUUGUACUAUAAUAAUUAUUUUAUAAUAUUAUAUCCAAAAUCAUGUUAUCUAAAAAAGUUUGUCUUUUUAUACAAAAAUAUAAUUAACGAUUAUAUGUCAUAUAUUAAAUGUAACUAUAUACUUUUAAUAUGAAGAAUGUAAAACAAAUGUAUAAACAGCAUACGUACUUAUUAA
Messenger RNA from Pogonomyrmex barbatus (red harvester ant), 1131 nucleotides. RefSeq names its product chymotrypsin-2-like. Gene Ontology annotation, molecular function: serine-type endopeptidase activity. Lineage: Eukaryota; Metazoa; Arthropoda; Insecta; Hymenoptera; Formicidae. Gene Ontology annotation, biological process: proteolysis. The record is from RefSeq and is a predicted model, not a curated record.